AUGACGAAAAAUAGACUUCUAAUAGAAUCGCGCGAAGCCAAAAAGCAGAAUGAUCCAGACAUAACACUCACUCACAGUGAUUAUAAUUUGUACGAGUGGCAAGCGAUCAUACGGGGCCCAAAAGACUCCCCCUACGAGGGCGGAAAGUGGAAGUUAAGUAUUAAGUGCAAGGGCACGUAUCCUAUAGAUCCCCCCGUGAUAACAUUCGUCACGAAGUUUUUUCAUCCUAACGUGAAUUUCGUAACAGGCGAACUAUGCAUGGAUAUUUUGAAGGCCAACUGGAGCCCAGCAUGGACCAUUCAGUCCCUCUGUCGAGCGAUUCUAUUUUUAUUCACGGAGCCUAAUGCGGAUAGUCCUCUGAAUUGCGACGCAGGUAACCUCCUGCGGUCUGGGGAUAUUAAGGGAUUUCAGUCGAUGGCCAGAAUGUACACGCAUGAAUUCGCUAUGCAGAAUGACUGA
This is a messenger RNA of Plasmodium knowlesi strain H, 459 nucleotides long. Its product is annotated as ubiquitin-conjugating enzyme E2 PEX4, putative. Lineage: Eukaryota; Apicomplexa; Aconoidasida; Haemosporida; Plasmodiidae. Bases 1 to 459 code for a protein of 152 amino acids. The record is from RefSeq and is a predicted model, not a curated record. Gene Ontology annotation, molecular function: ubiquitin conjugating enzyme activity. The transcript is spliced from 5 exons. Gene Ontology annotation, cellular component: nucleus. Gene Ontology annotation, biological process: protein polyubiquitination.